Dinoponera quadriceps is the source of this 7044-nucleotide messenger RNA. It is a transcript of the gene Shab, whose product is annotated as potassium voltage-gated channel protein Shab. Gene Ontology annotation, cellular component: membrane; voltage-gated potassium channel complex. The record is from RefSeq and is a predicted model, not a curated record. Lineage: Eukaryota; Metazoa; Arthropoda; Insecta; Hymenoptera; Formicidae. The coding region runs from base 557 to 4393 and encodes 1278 amino acids. Gene Ontology annotation, molecular function: protein binding; delayed rectifier potassium channel activity. The transcript has 10 exons. Gene Ontology annotation, biological process: potassium ion transmembrane transport; protein homooligomerization.
GUCGCCGUCGUCGCCGCCUCCGUCGCCGCGUCAUCGCCGUCGUCACCGCCGGCCACACCGCUCGUCGUCGUCGCCCCGCUCGUCACCCUCACGUCUUCGCGGAGGAGGACGUCUCUUCGCGCCGGGGCCAGGGCGCGCGACGAGAUGCGGCGAUCCAGCGCGGCGCGUGACGACGCGCCGUUUUCACGGUCGAGGAGCUGCGGCUACGCUGCCUGAAGAAGCUGCCUGAAGAAGAGCGAGAGAGAGAGAUUAUGACGCGACGGAAUUGGUCGACCGAGUCGACAGAGGGGUGCGAACGGAUUUACGGAUGAAGCUGAAGAAGAAUACCGUGGACGAGGAGGAGGAGGACGAAGAAGAAGAAGACGAGGAAAAAGAAGACGAAGAAAAAGAAGAGGAAGAAGAGGAGGUGGAAGAAGACGAAGAGGAAGUAGCAGAAGAAGAAGAGGAGGACAAGAAGGGGACGAAAACAAAGCGAACGAUAUCGUCGGGGAGCACCGGCUCGCGAUCGCGUUGUUGUUUGCCGACGACUUGAAGCCGCCGUAACUCGGCGCGUCCGAUGCUGAACGAGAGACGGCUCAAGGACAACACACUGGCGGACGGGGAACGUAAUGGUAGCGCCGUGGUCGCUGGCCCGGCGCUCUCAUCGUCGUCGCCGUCGUGCAUGGUGCCCUACAUCGGCACCGACCAGGGCUACGUGUUCGAGGGUGGCGGCACGACGACGUUGCAGCAGCUCGGUGCAGUCGGUGCUUCUGCGACCGGCUGCACCGGUGGCGGAGGAGGUCUCGGGUUCGGUGCGUCGACGGGUAGCUCGGGGGUUGGGUUGGGCGGAGGGAUGGGACUCGGAGGAGUCGGUACCGGAGGAGCCGCGGGGAUUGCGGGUAUGGGUGGAAGUGGUGGAGGAGGAGGAGCGGGAGGAGGAGGAAGCGUGAACAAGGAGGUCCGUUACGCUCCGUUCUCGUCGUCCGUAGGACCGGUCGGUACCGUGCCGGCGCCGGUAAACCUGCCGUCUCUACCGCCGCCGCCGCCGCCGCCGCCGCCACCGCCGCCGCCGCCCCUGCCGCUGCAGAUGCAGCAGCAGCGUGCCUUCUCGAGGUCGAUGACGUCCCUACCGCCCGAGCCGUUCAUGAUCAUGCGGUCGAAGGCGCUGAACCGGCGCGUCUCGAUCAACGUCGGCGGCGUCAAGCACGAGGUGCUCUGGCGCACCCUCGAGCGUCUGCCGCACACGCGCCUAGGCCGGCUGCGGGACUGCAACACCCACGAGGCGAUCACCGAGCUCUGCGACGACUACUCCCUGAUCGACAACGAGUACUUCUUCGACCGCCACCCCAAGUCCUUCAGCUCGAUCCUCAACUUUUAUCGCACGGGCAAGCUCCACCUGGUGGACGAGAUGUGCGUGCUGGCGUUCAGCGACGACCUCGAGUACUGGGGUGUCGACGAGCUCUAUCUCGAGAGCUGCUGUCAGCAUAAGUACCACCAGCGCAAGGAGAACGUGCACGAGGAGAUGCGCAAAGAGGCGGAGUCGCUACGCCAGCGCGAGGAGGAGGAGUUCGGUGAGGGACAGUGCGCCCAGUACCAGAAGUGGCUCUGGGAUCUCCUGGAGAAGCCCACCACGUCCAUCGCCGCAAGGGUGAUAGCUGUGAUAUCAAUACUCUUUAUUGUGCUUUCGACGAUCGCACUAACUCUCAACACCAUUCCUAGUAUGCAAGUGAAAGAUGAGGGGAACAUUCAAGACAAUCCGCAGCUCGCUAUGGUGGAGGCCGUGUGCAUCACGUGGUUCACCCUCGAGUACAUGUUUAGGUUCAGUGCCUCGCCGGACAAGUGGAAGUUCUUCAAGGGCGGUCUUAACGUGAUCGAUCUGUUGGCGAUAUUGCCGUACUUCGUAUCGCUGUUCCUGGUCGAGACGAACAAGAACGCGACCGACCAGUUCCAGGACGUGCGCAGGGUAGUGCAGAUCUUUCGUAUAAUGCGGAUCCUGAGGAUCCUGAAGCUGGCCCGCCACUCGACCGGGCUGCAGAGCCUCGGCUUCACUCUACGUAAUUCGUACAAGGAGCUGGGCCUGCUGAUGCUCUUCCUGGCGAUGGGUGUCCUCAUAUUCUCGAGCCUCGCCUACUUCGCCGAGAAGGACGAGCCCGGGACCAAAUUCAUAAGCAUUCCAGAGACCUUCUGGUGGGCGGGCAUCACUAUGACCACCGUCGGAUACGGCGACAUCUACCCCACGACCCCGCUCGGCAAGGUGAUCGGCAGUGUGUGUUGUAUAUGUGGUGUCCUGGUAAUCGCGUUGCCCAUUCCCAUUAUCGUCAACAACUUCGCCGAAUUCUACAAGAAUCAGAUGAGACGGGAGAAGGCCCUUAAGAGGCGGGAGGCCCUCGAGAGGGCCAAGCGGGAGGGCAGCAUCGUCUCCUUUCAUCACGUCAACCUGAGGGAUGCCUUCGCCAAGAGCAUGGAUCUCAUCGACGUCAUCGUCGACACCGGUCACAACAUAUCCGGGGUUGACGGUAACAGCACCGAGGGGGAUUCCGCGUGCGGCCGAGGUGGGGGGCCCACGAACACCGGGACCGGUUGUUACCGCAAUUACGAGCAUUACGGCAACCUGCGGCAUCGACGCAGCGCGUCGAACGCCUGCUUCUCGAAUCUGCCCAUCGAACUGCCCACCACGCCCGACAGCCCGAACCGCCGGCUCCUCGACUUCGCGCAGAGCGUGCCGGGCACCCAAAACGACGAUUACUACCAGGACGAGGUGCCGGCCCAGCACGCCAACCAGGGCAACACGACACCCAACGAUGAAGAGAAAAAAGACAGCAGAAAAAACGAGAAAAUUGAUGAAUUACCUAGCGAAUUCGAGUGUUGCUUUUGUACCACGAAGGGAUACAAAGACUUCAGGGACGCGGAGAACAUAAUGCCACUGCCCACCAGCGACUUUCGUAAUCCGAUAUGUCAGGAUAUGAGGUCCCUCAGGUUCAACACAGGCGGCGGCGGCGGCGGCGGUAGCGGAGGCAGCAGCGGCGGAGGCGGAGGCGGCGGUAGCGGCGGCGGCGGCAGCGGUGGCGGAGGCAGCGCAGGUGGAGGCGUGGGAAUAGGCGAUGGAGAACGUGGUGGUGGUGGCGUGGAACAAUUAGGCCCAUCGUUCAUGGAGCCAAGGACGCCGCCGAUUCAGCCGCCGGAAACGCUGAGCUACGCGAGGACCUACAACGAGCAGGGCGGCUACGCGAAGUCGUACAACGAACAGGGCAGCGUCGACAGUUCCGACACGUACGCGAGCUGUCAGACGCACCCGUCCCAUUCGCAGGGCGAUCUGACAGAGGAAGCGGACAGCAAUCUUUACGUGAAUCCAUUGGAGGCGACGGAGAAAUGCGGCACCGGCCGAGUGAAAAAGUCCAUUUCCGGCGAGGUCAGCCGAAACGUCAUCACCGAUGUCUCGCCCAGCAUCGAGUCCUUGAAGGAAAUCCGGCCUUCUAACGAGGUCAGCAAAAUCACCCUGAACGACGCUGUACCUAAGCAUAGGAAAAUAAGGAUCCAACAGAGCGCAAAGCCGCGGGCGCAAUUCAUCGGUGACCAAGACAGCCCGGUGGUGAUGCGCGGCAUUCUGAAGGACGACACCUCGGAAGACAACAACAACCAUUACGGCGGAUUGCGCGGCGGCAGGUCCUCCGCGACGAAUAGCCUGGCGUCCGCGACGCGCAUCAUCAAUCACCACUUGUUCGGAUCCAUCGGCGGGCCCAAGCAUCACGCGGGAACGAGCGGCGAGAGCAAGCUCUCGCUCUCGGCAGACUCGAUAGACAGCGAGGGCGCGCCGUUCAUGGACCGCCACCGAGUGUCGAGGUCGAUCCUGAAGAAGUCCGACAGCGGCAACAACUACUACAGCUACGCCGGCGACUCCGACACCGAGAAGCUCAUCACGGACUGCGUGUCCGCGACGAGCAUGUGCGACAACGAGACGAGCACGUGCGAGACCUUCGUCAACGGCACGCGCGCGAGGAAGCGCCCGGUAUCGCCGUUACUCUCGCGACAGGUCCUCGAGUCGAUAUUCCGCACCAAUAACAACACCGAGAGGGAGUUCACGAACGACGAGAGCGAUGGGAAAACCGCCGUCGCGAGGACACCGAAGAUUCUGUUUGGCGACGUUGCCGAAGAAGAGAAACACGCGCGCGACGAAGCGGUAGUGGAGAAUCAAAAUAAGGAGCCGGCGGAGGAACAGCUGCGGCGGCCGAAAGUGCGCGUGCAGGAGGAGCCCAAGGACAGUCAGACGACGUUGAUACUGCGCUCGUACAAAACGAAGAAGUCGACGACGACGGACGAUAGGAGGAAGACCGGCGGCAAGUCGUCAAGCGGCUGCGCAACUUACAAGAGCUCGGACGCGCAUUGCUUGCCGCAGGAGUACCGUUUCUCGUCGUAGCGUUUCUCUUCCUCCGUAUAAGCUGCAACGGCAGCAGCAACAGCCAGCAGCAGUCUUCAUUACGCUAUUACGCGCUCCAUUGCGCUCAGAGUCGCACGUCGCCGUCGAUCGGUCAGCCGACGAUCGACCGGUCGAUGCGCGGACCCGUGUUAAUAGCUCAUCAUCGUCUGUGCCUGAUAAUUGCGUUAUCUUCAGUGUCGGUUGCAUCGACAGUCUUGGUCAAUUAACCGUGGCGGAGUACGUCGACGGAGUCCUACUUAAUUAACUUCGUCGUCCUAUGCCAGUGUCCUCCCUGUGUUUUCCGGGAAACGAUCCCGAUCGUAGCCGCGGGCGGAAGAGAGAAAGCGAGAGAAAGAAUUAAUUAAUCACGAUGCGCGGUGCAAUCGACCUUUAAACAUAAAAAAAAAAAAGAGGAAAUCCGUCGAGCACACGCAUAGCAAUUGCGAAGCAAACACGUUCGAUCAGCGCUCACGUUACUUACUAUCACUUAAGAUUUCUUUUCCCGUCGGGUUUUAUCGCGAAUAUCACAACGUAGAGAGACGCGUCGAUACGAAAGCUAGUCGCACAAAGCGAGCGUCCGAACUGAACGUUUCCGGAAACGGGACUUCCAGAACGUUCGGCCGAGAAUCAAGUUCCCAUCGACGGUCUCGCGGAACCUCGGCUCCUGCGAGUCGAGGUCGCCCAGACGCGCACUCGCCGCUCUCGUCGUGCGUUUUAUCGUGUAAUUGCAUCGGAUGUGUCGCGUCGAAUCUCCAUGUCGAGAUCCCUGUACGCGUUUAGGCGCGCAUGGCCGUCGAUCCCCGGCACCAGCGAUUUCUCACGACAAGCGGCACGCAUCGCAUACGCGCGUACACGUGACGAAUCAAAAGAACCGGCCACUUGAUCACUCUCGCGCUGCUGCUUGAAGCGACUACGACGGUGGCGCGUGUCGUCGGCGUGUCUCACCCGGGAAAUGCGCCGACGACGUGCUUUUUGCGAGCGAGAGAGAAAAAGAGAGAGAGAGAGAGAGGGGGGAGAGAAAACGAGCGCACCCGUAGAUCGCAUCGUAGUUUAAUCCGUUUUAUCAGUGAGGCGCGAGCGAAUCGCGUGGCUCAGCGACGUCGCCUGCAUUCGAGAGGCUUCAAGUCUCGGAUCGCGAGAUCAUCACCUCCACGGCGAGCGGUUCUCACCGGCCGUGAUUUUAUCUUCCCCCGGGGCCGGCGCGUACUCCGCGAGUCUGAGUCGCGAGCGGGAGUACGCGCGUGGCGUCCGAUUCUAGUCUUAUAGAUGUUCAUCGGUGAAGUAACAUAUCUGAAGCAACACAGCAUUUCUAGUCAUUGUUACAGUAGUCGUAGGUAAAAGAGGAAGUUAACGCGCCGGCCGGUCCGCCGCGAGGCGGUGCAAGAGCCCGCGGCGCGCGGCCCGUCGCGCCGAUGUUCUGAAUCGAGUCUGAAUUGUAUUUUCUACCAGAAAUCGCGUAAGAGUAAACUCGCUUCUUUCCGCUGCGCUUUAUGCGCGCGCGCGCGUUCACACACACACACACACACGUUCGAGGGAUAAUCGUUUCCGAAUUGUUACCGCGUUCGUUCCGUAGUUCGAGCGACGAGCAGGGCCUAUCGCGCGCGAGUGAACCGGAAAGGGUGCGGCGAUUGCGGCCGCUUCAAGCGGACGAAGGUGAAUUAUCAGAUGUAAAUUCAAAUCGCAUUUUUACGGGGGAAGAAAAAGUAGCGAGUCAUAUUUUUACGGGGAAAGAGUUUCACCUGUCGAGAAGGACCAUUCCUCUGAGAGAUUUUAAAUCCGCGGACGCACACAACAGUGAUCCGAUUAUUCUGACGGAAGAGGAGGACGACGAGCGAAAACGCACGAUCACGCCGAGGUAUCAGGUAGCCCGAGCGAGAGCGCGCAGCAUCCUUUCCCAUUCACGGGUGUAGCCCGCGUUGUUUGUGUACCUGUUAUUCAGAGUUGGAUACCUUAUGCCGCUUAGGGUUUCCAAGUAAACGAAAUCGAUGUCUUCUGCGAGCUAACGUAGUAACGAAUGUAGGAAGUUCCUAGACUGUGUAAGAGAGAAUGAUCUAUCGUUUAUUAUAUCGUGUAACUGUGCAAUUAGAACGACAGAGCGGUACUGUUUAGCAGCGACAUAGUACAAAGGACGUAAACGUCGUACGCGUUACGAAGGGAAAAUCGUUCGCGGACGCUUGAGAGAGAAAUAGAGAAGAGUGGGAGAAAGAAAGACAGAGAGAGAGAGAGAGAGAGGAACGUUGUCUUCGUGUUAAUUAAGUUAAGGACGCUCGCGAGUUGUCACGCUUACUCGAGAAACUUCAAUUGACGUUCGCUUUCGAGGAAGACGGGUGAGUCUGGCCGUUCGAAGAACUCCGCCUGAGAAGUCCUUUCGGGACUACACAGAUCUUACAGAUAUUUAUUUUUUACUUCGACUUCCCGCGCUGGCCGUAUAGUACAGCAGACACAAUGGAUGGAUCGUUAUCGUGAUAAAAGAAAAAAGGAAGAAAAACAUCGGUAUGCUCUAGGCGCUAGGCUAGUCUGACUUCACGUCGAUCGAUCGGCGCGAAUCUUAUUUUUGUUGGUCUUCUAUUGGCCUAUCCCCCCGUAGUUUUAAGGGCUGGUAGCGUGUAAAAGAGAAAAACGAAAAUAAACUCGCUAGUUAUUGUUCCUUA